CGAUCAAGGAGCGAUUCGAAAGAGAAGAGCGAGCGAGAUAGAGCUCUGUUGUAUUUGAAACCAGAUAGAAUCGAAGCUAUCCACUGGAAAUAGGGCUUUUGUUCUUCUCAAUCUCCUUCUUGUAGCUUGUGAUUCCUGGAUUACCUGUUUUUGUCAACUUCCAUGGCGGAUGGAUACUGGAAUCAGCAGCGACAGCAUCCUCCUCCUGGUGGUCCUCCGAAACGUCGCCGUUCCGAUUUCGAGGCUCUACCAUCUGCAAUGCCUUCAGGCCAUGAGAUGCACGGUGGUUAUUUUCCACGGGAUGAGGAUCUUGAUGUUCCCGAUACUAGAACUAUUGGGUCUGCUUAUGAUCGCUACCUACAAAGCGUGGUGCAAACACCUUCUAUGCAAUCUGGAGAAGCAGGUCAUCGUAAUGGUGUAGCCAUUGGAAGAACAGGAGGUAACGGGCAAUCAAUGGGUGAGUUUAUGAUGAGACGUGGUGGAGUUCUCCCUCCAGACCACGGUCCAGAUGGUCGUGCUUUGGGUUUUGAUCCACAAGAAUCUGUUGAUAGGCGUAACCGUGAACCACUUCCUCUACCUCCAGAUGCAUCCAACACUCUAUAUGUUGAAGGACUUCCUUCUAAUUGCUCAAGGAGGGAAGUAGCUCGUAUCCUAUUUCAUGACAAGUUUUCUUUUUUUCCUUUUCUCGAAACUAACCUUAACGGAAACUAUCUUCUCUCCACUUUCCUUAACCGAGGUCUAGAUAUAUUUCGACCUUUUGUAGGAUAUAGAGAAGUGAGACUUGUGACCAAAGACUCAAAACAUCGGAACGGAGAUCCUAUUGUUCUUUGCUUUGUUGAUUUUACAAACCCUGCCUGUGCAGCGACUGCUCUGAGCACCUUACAAGGCUAUCGAAUGGAUGAGAGUGAGCCUGAUUCGAAGUUCUUACGGCUCCAAUUUUCAAGAAAACCAGGUUCAAGACCAGGACAACGAGGAAGAAGGUAAUGACUCAGGGACAUUGAGGUACAUCAACCAAAUGAAUUUAUUGUUUCUCGUCGGCUGGUUUUAACGGAAAGAGCCAUCCUCGUUCAAGUAGAAACUCAAUGAAACCGAACAUUACAUCACUUGUUGUAUCGUUGAAGCUACCUGAAUCCUGAGAAACAAAGAUGCGUGGAGAGUGUAGAAUCUGAGGUGAUAGAACCUUAAAAUGCUAUUUUCACACAUAUAAUAUAUAUAUAUAUAUAUAUAUAUAUGUAUAUUAUUUUUGUUCCCUCCUUCUGUUAUAAAGUUGUGUUGUCGAUAUCAAAAUGUUUAUUACAAAAAGCUUGGUUUAAUAGAAUUUUAUACGAAGAGGAUUUUCUA
Eutrema salsugineum is the source of this 1341-nucleotide messenger RNA. Its product is annotated as nuclear speckle RNA-binding protein A. The record is from RefSeq and is a predicted model, not a curated record. Bases 163 to 984 code for a protein of 273 amino acids. NCBI's taxonomy places the organism in Eukaryota, Viridiplantae, Streptophyta, Magnoliopsida, Brassicales, Brassicaceae. The transcript is spliced from 5 exons. Gene Ontology annotation, molecular function: mRNA binding.